Molecule: messenger RNA, 1095 nt
Organism: Penicillium chermesinum
Lineage: Eukaryota; Fungi; Ascomycota; Eurotiomycetes; Eurotiales; Aspergillaceae
Exons: 3
Coding region: 1-1095 (364 amino acids)
Source: RefSeq, a predicted model, not a curated record
AUGGCCCAUUACAAUGCCUUUUUACGGACGUCCGAGAGGGCGGGGAAAGAAUGUGGCGGGUAUCGGGAUGUGCUGGCUCUGCUCUUCCGAGACGAAACUGAUAGAGCAGCUCGGCGAUCCGCCACAGCGAAAUCUCGCGCGGGAGAGCGUCAGAAGGUUGGGACCGACCUGUGCAAAGACAAAAUCUUGCCUAACUCUUGGCCUUCUAUCACCUGGCCAAAUCCUCCAAUCUCAGAGGCUGCCGAGCGGAAGCUCAUAACCCGGGAACCUCCUGCCCUCCCCGCCGUGGUUUCCUCGUCCGCAGAUGAGCAAGGGCUCAGGUUCUUUUUCGAUCGAUUUACCCACCGAUACAAUGGAGUAAAUAGUGCCAACCUGACUGAGGUCUCAGAGCUGCCACCUCUAUUGCAAAUCGUUUUUGAUGAGCUGUCUAUACGGGAUGCAGUGGUGGCAGUUGGACUCGCCGCGCUAGCGAACAUCAAGCAUGACCGUGCGCUGAGGCUAGCCUCGCAGGAGAAGUAUGUGGUGGCUCUCAGGUAUACGCGACAGGCAGUGGAGAACCCUGAUGGUGCCCAUCCGUCUCAUACAUUUAUACUUAUUAUGAUGCUCACGCUAUACGAGAUGACUUGUUGCAGCAACGGCAAUAUUGAUGCGUGGGCAACGCAUGUCGAAGGUGCUGCAGCUCUAAUGCAGUCCAAUGCAUUCAGAUCGGCCUUUCGAUCUUCGCACUCACGUCCAAAUAUCCAAUUCUUUUUUAUUUCCAUCAUCAAAUAUUUUCUCGACCAGGGAUCAAUAUCAGCGGAGCUACGAGACUAUACCCACGACACGAUCAUUUCCCCUGCCGUUGAUGAACUCCCGGCCGUUCACCUCGUCGAUAUUCUGGUCCGGUUUGUCAAACUUCAUCAAUACUUACGAGAUAACCUGAAUUGCGACCCUGAUACUGCCGUCCAAUUGAUUCAGGGCGUUGACUCCGAAUUUGAAGAAUGGAAGAUAAAGCUCCCCCAAAAAUGGGCUUUUGUCCUUGACAAGACCGAUGAUAUGGGGAGUUCUUUAUAUGGGGAAAAGAAUGGGCUACAAUUUCUCCUGGUCAGCCUCUGA